GUAUAUACCGGCAUUUUGAAUAGAAUGACGAAAAAGUACGAUUUGGUCACGUUGUAUUACAAAGGACAUGCUCCCAUAAAGAAACAAGACAACUCUUUUUUCUUAUGCUUAUACACAAUGCUGUUUGUCCUGUUUAUUAUGGUGGGAAUUUUGCUAGUUUCUAGCUUCCUCAAUGUAAAACACGAGAAAAGCAUUACAGUUAACAACAACAAACCGCAGUAUUUGAAGAAAACAGUUUCUUCUACAUCCAAGCCAAUUACAACUACAUCCAAACCAAUUACAACUACUUCAACAGCACCAAUUAUUGAGGCUAACUUUUAUGAAGAAACUGCAAAACCAGUUAUCGACUGGAAUAAGGUUGGAGACUUCUUUUUUGGCCCCGAAGAAACCACUGAAGCCACAGAAAAAUCACCAAAAUCCCAAUCUACAACCAAGAGACCUCCACUAAGUGAAACUAAUAACUCUCAAAUGAAUCAUUUUCAACCUACCAAAAAAGAGGUAUCAACUUCAACACCUUCUCAGCUACAAAAGAAACCAACAGGAAACCUUUUCAUAGCCACCUCAACACAAAGUAUAACCCAAGAUCUACCAAAAAGUAAUACGCCAUCUACAUUUCUAGAACAAAGCUUCCCUGAUACAGAGUUCAAUUCAACAUCAAAGAAAGACCUGAACCCAAUCGAACAAAGCUUCGAUGAGUGGCCCAAAUCUGAAGGUACUACACCUCUCCAAAAAAAAAAUCCUAACGAGGAGGUGGAAUCCAUACAAAUAAGUCAAAACUUGACUUUUGGCAACCGGACAGCCAAUUUUAUAGUGCAGAAAGAUUGUGGAUCCACCAGAUGUGGUUUAGCAGCCUCGAAAAUAAUAAGUUCAAUCGAUCUGUUUGUCGAACCUUGCAGUGACUUUUACAGGUUUGCCUGUGGUGGUUCCGUAAGCAAGAUACAGAUGGAACCGGAACUUGUGUAUGAGGAGCCAACUACUGCCUCAGUUUUUUACAAAUCUUGCUUGAAACAUGAGUCGCAUUUUAAUUAUCGUGAGAGAAUCCGAAGAACGAAAAAGGUGUUGAGUGGUAUUAAAAUCUUUAAAUUUUACAAAGAAGAGGAAGAAGCUGAUUUAACUGAUGUUAUUGGAAGUUUAGUGCUGUUAGAUGCAAUGCCUCUGUUCAACAUCGACAUCGAUGUAAGCAAUUCAAAAUUUAUCCUGAAGAUGUUACCUCCCGAUCAACGAUUCAAAAGUAAAUAUUGGUCUCCCUUGACAGAAACCAGAAAAAACUGUUUGAGGAGUGUACAAGCUGAUGUUACGUCUUCUCCUUUGGACAUAACACUUUUAUACUAUGAUUACGAAGAGUGUCAACGAACCAGUAACGAUUAUUUCAAAUCACUUGAAACUGCUAUGGGAGAUUUGGGAAAUUUUGGUAACUUGACCAAUGAGCAAAUAGAAAAAUGUAUUGAUGAAACUGUAGAUUUUCUCCGAAAAGAUUUAUUACCAAUAUUGAAUGAAAUGCACUCGGUUUCUGACCUUCAAGAGAAAAUUGUAAAUUUACAAUACGUCAAUAUGAAUAUAAAAGAUAUACAAAAACAAUUUCCUUUUUUUGAUUGGUACAAAUUAUUGGAAAACAUCAGUGCCAAACAAAUUAAAUCUUCAACAACCAUACAAGUAUACGAUAAAACAUAUUUUGAUAUUUUAUUCAGAAAACUUUCUUUGUUUGAUAUGAAGAAAUUGAUCAAUGGCUUUAUAGCUAUGCUAGGUGAAAAAUAUUACCAAGAGUUGGUCCUUCCAACACCUAUACAUUCUAGACCCAAAUAUUGCAGUAAAUUGACUCAAGAGCUAUUUCCCGAUAUUUCAAACUACUUAAUUCGAAAAGUCAGGGUUAAUGAAGAUUUCGCUGAUAAAGAAAACUAUAUACUCGAUUCAUUCCAAACUAUGAAGCAUGAUUACCAAAAUAUCUUGAAUAAUUUAAAAUGGUUGGAUGAUCUAUCUAGAAAUUCAAUGUUGAACAAAUUGAAAGAUUUGAAACUGGAAACUUAUCAGAUCAAUACAGAGAACGAAUCAAUGUGUUUACAUAAACAUUAUUCAAGGUUAAAUUUGAAAGAGGAUGAUUAUAGUUUUAACUAUAACACUGCAACACAAUUCAGAAGGAACACAGUUUUUUCUCUUGUCGAUGAAUCUAUAACAUCUGAGAAGAUUUUUAGGAAUUUUAUGGAUAAUCAAAAGACUGAACCAGUGGUUUUUUACGAUCACCACGUUGCUUACAUACCAGAUGGCCUAAUAGAUGAUACUUUUGUGGAUUUACCCAAGUACUUGAUAUUAGCAAGAAUCGGUUUUCCUUUAGCAAAAAUAAUCGGACAUGCAUUUGAUCCAAUUGGCAUCAAGUUUGGUUUGAAAUUAAGUGAUAAUGUCAGUUCACUAUACAACAAAUUCGUGCAAGAAUCAAGAAGAAUUUUACCACACCAUUUCAAUUUUAAUCAGUUAGAAUUGGUGUUUGGAUUAAAUAGCGGUGUAUCAAACGUGGAAAGAGUUGCUGAAAAUGCAGCUAUGGCUUUAUUAACUGAUUCAAUUGAUGAAAUGCAGCAUCAGCCUUUGCUACCUUGGGUUUCAUUGAAAUAUUCAAGAGAGAAGAUAUUCUUUAUUGCAUUGGUGCAGGAGUUUUGCAGCGACAUAACCUUGAUGGAAUUUGUGGUUCAAGCACAUGAAAAUCCAAUUCUUCCAACUCAGUUUCUUGUACAAAAUAUCCUGCAGAAUUCUGAUGAGUUCAAGGCACAGUUCAGCUGUCCAACUACUACAAAAUUACCCCAGUUGCAAUUUCCUUACUUGUCUGUUCUCACAUCGAAAUUCAACGAUAAAAUUACUUGAAGAAAAAUAAUUUUUUAUAUUUAAUAAGACUGUUGAAUUUGUCAAUAAAUUGUUUAUAUAACAACAAU
Molecule: messenger RNA, 2918 nt
Organism: Harmonia axyridis
Lineage: Eukaryota; Metazoa; Arthropoda; Insecta; Coleoptera; Coccinellidae
Product: endothelin-converting enzyme homolog
Exons: 1
Coding region: 25-2850 (941 amino acids)
Biological process (GO): protein processing
Cellular component (GO): plasma membrane
Molecular function (GO): metalloendopeptidase activity
Source: RefSeq, a predicted model, not a curated record